Molecule: messenger RNA, 1468 nt
Organism: Nymphaea colorata (pocket water lily)
Lineage: Eukaryota; Viridiplantae; Streptophyta; Magnoliopsida; Nymphaeales; Nymphaeaceae
Product: probable arabinosyltransferase ARAD1
Exons: 2
Coding region: 35-1462 (475 amino acids)
Molecular function (GO): glycosyltransferase activity
Source: RefSeq, a predicted model, not a curated record
UUGCUUCUCUCUUUCAUCAAGAAGAUCGAGAAUUAUGAAAACAGGCACAGCGACAAGAAGAUUGCUCCCCUGCGUUUUUAUUCUUUCUGUAUGUCUCUUGCUCUACUCCAUCCUGUUUCUCCUGAAUUCCGGUAACGUAGCCCUGCCUGAACCCGUUAUAAAGUUAACGCCAGUAAAGGGCGCAGCAGUCUCUGCCACUGAAGUCCAACGUCUUCCAACCCCUUGGCUUACGCCAUAUGUUAAUGACGGUCAUGAUGUUUCGUCUUCCAGCGGAACAACUCAAGGUUGUGGUUCUUAUGCAUGUAGAACUAAUCAAGAAGCGAUAAAGGUCUUUAUGUAUGAUCUGCCACCUCAAUUCCAUUUCGGUUUGCUUGGUUGGGAACCAAGAGAAGAUGAAUCAUGGCCGGAUGUUCGACAAGAAGUUCCAUCAUAUCCUGGUGGACUCACACAUCAGCACAGCGUGGAAUAUUGGCUGACACUCGAUUUGUUAUCUUCAAACAGUUCGUGUGUUGAAGUUGGUCUCUGCAAUGCAGUUAGAGUACAUAAUUCAAAUGAUGCAGAUGUGAUCUUCGUACCAUUCUUUGCAUCUCUUAGUUAUAACUUGGAUUCAAAGUUGACGAAGAAGAAGGGAAGAGUUAGUAAAGACAGGAAGUUGCAAGACAAGUUGGUGGAAUUUUUGAUGGGUAGGGAAGAGUGGAAGAGGAGGGACGGGAGAGAUCAUCUGAUCGUUGCACAUCAUCCAAAUAGCUUGUUGAGAGCCAGGGAAAAGCUUGCCCCAGCCAUGUUUGUGGUCGCUGAUUUUGGGAGGACCCCUGUUCGUAUAGCAAAUCUUGAGAAGGAUAUUGUGGCACCAUACAGACAUGUUGUGACAACCAUUGCUUCUAAUGAUUCUCUCAAGUUCGAAAACAGAAGCACGCUUUUGUAUUUUCAGGGAGAAAUCUAUAGGAAAGAUGGUGGGAUCAUUCGUCAAGUACUUUAUUAUCUAUUCAAAAAACAGAAAGAUGUGCACUUUACUUCUGGAAGGUUUCACAAGAAUGGAGCUAAAGAAGCUAGUCAGGGAAUGGCUUCUUCAAAGUUUUGUUUGAAUCUUGUUGGUGAUACCCCUUCAUCAAAUCGUCUUUUUGACUCAAUUGCAAGUCUCUGUAUCCCUGUGAUCAUCAGCGACAGUAUUGAACUCCCAUUUGAGGACGUCCUUGACUACUCUGAGUUCUGUAUUUUUAUAAGUGAAUCAGAUGCUUUGAAACCAGAAUUUGUAAUGAAUCUGCUUAGAGGAAUUGGAUCAGAUGAAUGGAACAGGAUGUGGAGAAGGAUAAAGGAAGUGGCUCAUCACUUUGAGUAUCACUACCCAUCACAACCUGGAGAUUCUGUUCAGAUGAUAUGGGAGGCAGUCCGUAGGAAAUUGGAAAUGUCAUCUGCUCGCUUGAAAUAUCACAGAGCUAAAAGAUUUCAUAGGCAUCACUGAAUAAAG